Canariomyces notabilis is the source of this 522-nucleotide messenger RNA. RefSeq lists its product as uncharacterized. The coding region runs from base 1 to 522 and encodes 173 amino acids. Lineage: Eukaryota; Fungi; Ascomycota; Sordariomycetes; Sordariales; Chaetomiaceae. Gene Ontology annotation, cellular component: membrane; endoplasmic reticulum. The record is from RefSeq and is a predicted model, not a curated record. Gene Ontology annotation, molecular function: protein-macromolecule adaptor activity. The transcript has 2 exons.
AUGGAUAAACUCCAGUCUUUCCUGCCUUCGGCUGAGAAGGGCUACUUGCCCUAUUACUUGUUUGUGAUCUCCAUCGUGUCCAUGGGGAAUGCGCUUCAAAACUACGCAACAUUGCAUUACACUCGUCGAAUCUACAACGGGCGUUUUGUUCCAAACCACUCUCUCCCUCCCGCCAGCGAGCACUACAACCCGGAGGACAGCACAGCUGUGGUCAAGCCCGCCUCGCCGACUGGGAAGGACUCGGAGAAGGCCAAGGACCAAGUGUCGCCCCUCGCUGCCCGCCUCUUCGGCACUUACACGUUCGUGGCUGGCCUCAUCCGCUUUUACGCCUGCUACCAACUCGAGAACCCUGCCAUGUAUCAACUCGCCAUUUGGACUCACGUCAUUGCCGCGAUCCACUUCACUAGCGAGAUGCUGGUUUUUAAGACGGUCAGGUUCAGCGGGCCACAGGCAUUCCCUUUUGCGGCGGCCUACGGCGGCACCAUCUGGAUGCUUUUGCAGUAUAAGCACUACGUGCAGUGA